Messenger RNA from Phytophthora sojae, 619 nucleotides. RefSeq lists its product as hypothetical. NCBI's taxonomy places the organism in Eukaryota, Oomycota, Peronosporomycetes, Peronosporales, Peronosporaceae. The transcript has 3 exons. The record is from RefSeq and is a predicted model, not a curated record. Bases 7 to 600 code for a protein of 197 amino acids.
GCGAACAUGGCGAGCGCCGCGAUGGUCGUGUACUGCUUCGACACGCUGCAGUCGCACUUCGACGGCGGCGCUGAGCCCACGCCCCGCUUCGACGUGCUGCAGGAAUACCCGCUGUUCGUGACGUGGGAGAUCGAGGAGCAGGGCGGCACCCACCUGCGCGGCUGCAUCGGCACGCUGGCGCCCACGCGGCUGCGCAACCUGCGCGACUUCACGUUCAAGAGCGCGCUGCGCGACCGCCGCUUCGACCCCAUCGGGCCGCAGGAGCUGCACCGCCUGCACUGCUCCGUGUCGCUGCUCAUCGACUACCAGGACGCCGAGAGCUUCGACGACUGGGAGAUCGGCACGCACGGGAUCAUCAUCGACUUCAGCGACUCGCGCGGCAACGAGUACAGCGCCACGUACCUGCCGCAAGUGGCUCGUGAGCAGGGCUGGACGCACACGGAGACCGUCACGUCUCUCAUGAGGAAGGCGGGCUACCGCCGCAGCGUCACGCAGGACAUGCUCAAGACCGUCAAGGUCACGCGCUACCGCAGCUCGAUCCACAAGCUCACGUACCAGCAGUAUCUCUCCCUUAAGCAAGAGAUUCUGGACGCUGCGUGAGCUUCUCGCUCGCUUACUG